CUAGCCGCAAGUAUUACAGCGUUCUUGUCGCUGACUAUUCAUGUUGUAGAGUCCGUAGACAAAAUAAGGACGUUCGUCGAAAAUGUCAAGGACGCCCCGACCGAGUUGCGAAGGAUUAUGGAGACCUUGGGAAGGCUCGGGUUGUUGUUGCAAAAAGUCCGGAAAACGCUAGAACGGCAAUGCGAGCAGAAGGCGCCUCUGUUCCUUCGACCAUCUUCCUUACUGGGGGCCGUUCUGAAGGAUAUUGACCGUCAUCUUCAACCACUUCGAGCAGUGCUAGAGAAACAUAAAGCGUUGUUUCAAGAUCCAGGCAGACGUACCAUAACUUGGAGCAAGACCAGCCUUGCGUUCAGCUCCAAGGCCAUUGCUGGAAUUGAGGAGCGAAUGCAUCAAGAUGUUACACUUUUGGGAACAGCCUUAAUGGCCAACAGUACGAGUAUUCAAUACGUGCACCCAGUCCGGUUGAUACCUGAUCCCGCAUUCCCAAGGCAUAGACUUCCUGUCAAUGACGCCGUUUACUGAAUUUUCAAUCAUAUCAAGAGAUCGUCGGGAGCCCUUUGUCGCUGAGGUCGGUGUUUGCGCUCAACUUUGAACGUCACUACAGCUUCGACAUAGGAAGACAAUGGCUAGGCAUCCUGUCCAACUUGGAAGUGGACCUGGACGACUACUUCGCCCGAUUUGACGACUUCGACGGCUUUAUCGACUGCCCGUA
Messenger RNA from Westerdykella ornata, 712 nucleotides. RefSeq lists its product as uncharacterized. The transcript has a single exon. The annotation marks the transcript as partial. The record is from RefSeq and is a predicted model, not a curated record. Lineage: Eukaryota; Fungi; Ascomycota; Dothideomycetes; Pleosporales; Sporormiaceae.